Molecule: messenger RNA, 975 nt
Organism: Mytilus trossulus (common blue mussel)
Lineage: Eukaryota; Metazoa; Mollusca; Bivalvia; Mytilida; Mytilidae
Product: somatostatin receptor type 1-like
Exons: 1
Coding region: 1-975 (324 amino acids)
Biological process (GO): G protein-coupled receptor signaling pathway
Cellular component (GO): plasma membrane
Molecular function (GO): G protein-coupled receptor activity
Source: RefSeq, a predicted model, not a curated record
AUGAACAACAAUAGUACGAAUGGUAACACAUUGGAAUAUUUCAGUGACGAUGAGAAACCUGUAUUUUAUGAUUUUGUACAUGGGCUUUAUAUUUACGUUAUACCUAUGAUAGUGGUAAUUGGUAUGAUCUGUAAUGUUUUAUCGUUUAAAGUGUUUGUGUUUACCAGCUUUAGUCGCCAUCCAUCUAGCAUUUUCCUGGCAUUACUGAGUGUUUCAGAUACUUUCUUUCUACUUGCAUUGAUAUUUACAUGGAUGGGAACCUUGCCGAAAGCAAGAAUUAACACUGAUGGAUUGUGUUUAGUAACUAUAUACAUAACGUACGUCCCAAGUUUCCUCUCUGUUUGGUGUGUUGUUUUGAUCAUGCUUGACAGAUUUAUCGUAAUAUGUUUUCCGUUACGACGACCACGGGUAUGCUCAAACAAAAUGGCAAAGUGCACUGGCAUUGCCAUUACAGUAUUUUCGAUCUUGAUCUAUAGCCAUUGUUUCUUGACCAUCGAGGUUGUACCUGUGAUUGGCUCUAGAGUUAAACAGGAGUAUUUUAGGUUCUUGGCAUUGGUAACUUAUAUAGAUACUGCCAUUACGUUCAUCAUUCCUUUUAUAGCCAUUUUUGUUUUAAAUAUAUAUGUAAUUGUGAUAAUACGGGAAUUUAACUUCAAACAUGCAAACCCGCGGGUCGUCAAAUAUUAUUCUCCGACAUACAAUGUCUUGUCUGUGGCUCAAAUGAGAUUGACGGUAAUGUUGACUAUUGUAUCAAUUGUAUUUUUGGUUCUCAACUUACCAAGCCAUGCUAUCAGAUUCUAUAUAAUAGUUAAUGAUUUAAUCGCAAACAACGAUAUGAUAUUAUUUUUAGCUCAACAGUUCUGUCAGAUUGUGUAUUAUGUACACUUUUCCAUUAACUUUACCAUUUACUUUGUGUCCAGUAAUACAUUCCGCAGAUGCAUUAAAGAAAGAGUAAGGUGUAUGCGAUAUAAAUGA